AUGUCGUCGUCGACAGAGGCGGCGCAAGGUCCGCUACUGUCCGACCAGACGUCUUGGGAGGCAACGCGACCGCUUGUCCACAGCGCCAUCGUGUGCAUCGCCAUCGACACUGUCAUCGUCCUGGCCAAGACGUACUCGAGAGUGCAGAUCGCAAAGCUGAAGUUCUGGUGGGACGACUUUUGGAUCAUCGCGGCCUAUAUCCUCCUCAUGCCGAUCUGCGCCAUCGGCCUGGCCAUGGUGAGCGUGGAGGUGGCCUGGAGCGACGAGGACCGCAUCAUCUACGACCUGGACGAGAACGAGAUCCUGCUCAAGUACAUCUACGCCUUGAUGCAGGUGCUGUUCGCCUCAUAUGCAGCCACCAGAUACUCCAUCCUGGCCCUCUACCUGCGCAUCUUCUCCGACCGGCGGCUGAGAAUCGCCCUAUGGGUCGUCAUCACCAUCGUCUCGCUGCAGUGGCUGGUCUUUGGUACCAUAUCGCUUUUUCAGUGCCUCCCGGUCCAGUCGUACUGGGAUAAACAUCUAACCGGCAACUGUGUUGACUAUGACAAAUUCUACCGUUCUGUCACCCCUUUCAACAUGGUCAUCGAUACCGCUCUGGUCGUGCUGCCUCUGCCGACAGUGUGGAAACUCAAGGCGACAAACACGCGCAAAUGGGCACUGUCGCUCCUCUUUGGUGUCGGCAUAUCGGCUCUCGUCACCUCGUCCAUCCGGCUGGUUGUGUACAACACCCACACCGCCGACUAUAUCGGCCCGUCAUUGACCAAUGUCAUGAUCAUGUGGUUGGUUAUCGAGCCGUCGGUAUACCUGAUCGCGGCCUGUUUGCCUGCUAUGCAUCAUAUCCUCGCAGCCGUAGUGCCACAAAGAGUAGCAGACUGGCUGUCGCAGCGCAUGGGCCGGCUGUCGUCUUUCUCCACCGACGUGCUCACCCGGUCCAAGACGCGCAACAUGUCGCUGACCAGCGACGAUGCCGACUAUGGCUGGGAGCUCACCAACAGCGCCUUUGCGGCCAGGACUGGAGUGCGGGCCUCACCGACCCAGGAGGACAAUACGGAUUGGGGCGAGCUGAACAGGGCCAUCGUUGUGACGAAGGAAGUCCAUGUCGAGUACUCGCAGGAAGAGAGGAUAGAAAGAAUCAUCGGGUUCUGA
Messenger RNA from Cryphonectria parasitica EP155, 1146 nucleotides. RefSeq lists its product as uncharacterized. The transcript has 3 exons. The record is from RefSeq and is a predicted model, not a curated record. The coding region runs from base 1 to 1146 and encodes 381 amino acids. NCBI's taxonomy places the organism in Eukaryota, Fungi, Ascomycota, Sordariomycetes, Diaporthales, Cryphonectriaceae.